Molecule: messenger RNA, 12424 nt
Organism: Gasterosteus aculeatus aculeatus (three-spined stickleback)
Lineage: Eukaryota; Metazoa; Chordata; Actinopteri; Perciformes; Gasterosteidae
Source: RefSeq, a predicted model, not a curated record
GCAAAGUUCUGUCUCUGUCUUGCAGGGUUUACUUCGAAUGAUAUGUAACACAGAAAGGAAAAACUCAGCAGCAACAGGCUUGAAAAAAGUGUGUGUUUCUGAGUCUGGAUACAUGUAGGAUGUGGUGAAGAGGAAAGUGAGGAUAGAGGCUAUUUUCUCCCAGCUGUGCUCUCACCCACCCGCGUUCUGUGAAGCGUCGAACACAAGGAGGCAGGAAGGAAAAGUGGGAGAGGGUCCCGAGGACGACCUUCUGUCACCUGCGGCACCGGAAGACGGGCCGGAAGGGGCGAGUGGCUAACAGAAAGAGGGAGAAACGGGGACUGACGGAGGAGCAAAGGUUUGGAGGAGGAGGAGGAGGUCAAGGAGGCGUGGGAAAGUCCAUUCCCCAUGGCUACUGACCCAGGAGAGCCCACCGGCACUGAGGACUCCUCGGAGAAGCCUGAUGGACGGAGGGAGGAGGACGCCGAGCGGGAGGGCGGGGAGGACCCACACAGGGAGAGGACCAACAACAACCCCUCCGCCUUCCCCCCCUCCAACACUCGGGAGAGGAAAGCAACGGGCGGAGAGGAUGGAAGAAUCCAAGGAGGAGGAGGAGGAGGAGGAGGAGAACCCAGGCAGGAGGGUGGGGAGAACCCGGCCAGGCCGAUUUCCUUCUCCACGCCCUCCAUACCGGUUGAAACUGUCCAGAAACGACUGAGGAGGGAGAAGCGCUUCUUCAGGAAGAGCGUGGAGGUCUGUGAGGAGGACGAUGAGGUGGAGGUGACCGCGGAAGCGACCCACAGCGCCCCUCACCUGGAGCUGCGCUCCUCGGACUCGGUCUUCGUCAGCGGGGCCCAGCAGCAAGGGGCUGCUUCACUCUCUGCCGCCACGGGCCAUGACCCGUCCGUCACCGCCUCCCACCAGGAGCCGGGCAAGGAGGUACCUUCCGCCACACCCACCCAGCGGGGGAAGGAGAGGGAUCGUGAGCAGGAAGAGGAGGCGGAGAUGAAGGCCGUGGCAACUUCCCCUGGAGGCCGCUUCCUCAAGUUUGACAUUGAGCUGGGCCGAGGAGCCUUCAAGACUGUGUACAAAGGCCUGGACACGGAGACCUGGGUGGAGGUGGCUUGGUGUGAACUUCAGGACCGCAAGCUGACCAAGGCGGAGCAGCAGCGCUUCAAGGAGGAGGCCGAGAUGCUGAAGGGGCUGCAGCACCCAAACAUCGUUCGCUUCUACGAUUCCUGGGAGUCCGUGCUCCGUGGCAAGAAGUGCAUCGUACUGGUCACUGAACUCAUGACGUCAGGAACACUCAAAACUUACCUGAAGCGCUUUAAGGUGAUGAAGCCCAAGGUUCUGAGGAGCUGGUGUCGGCAAAUCCUGAAGGGCCUUCACUUCCUUCACACCAGGACCCCUCCAAUAGUCCACCGGGACCUCAAGUGUGACAACAUCUUCAUAACCGGCCCCACAGGCUCCGUCAAGAUAGGGGACCUGGGACUGGCCACUCUUAUGCGAACCUCCUUUGCCAAGAGUGUCAUUGGAACCCCAGAGUUCAUGGCUCCAGAGAUGUAUGAGGAGCACUACGAUGAGUCUGUGGAUGUCUACGCCUUCGGGAUGUGCAUGCUGGAGAUGGCCACUUCAGAGUACCCCUACUCCGAGUGCCAAAAUCCUGCUCAGAUCUAUCGCAAAGUCACAAGCGGUAUAAAGCCAGCCAGCUUUGAUAAAGUGAAUGACCCAGAAAUCAAGGAGAUCAUCGAAUGUUGCAUUCGUCAGAACAAGAGUCAGAGACUCUCCAUCCGAGACCUACUGAACCACGCAUUCUUUGGGGAGGACACAGGGGUCCGGGUGGAGUUGGCGGAGGAGGACACAGGCACCCAGGAAAGUCUGGCUCUCCGGAUUUGGGUUGAUGAGCCCAAGAAGCUAAAGGGGAAGCACAAAGACAACGAGGCCAUCGAGUUUAGCUACGACCUGGAGAAUGAUAGCGCCGAGGAAGUGGCUCUAGAGAUGGUGAAGUCGGGAUUCUUCCAUGAGAGUGAUGCUAAGGUGGUGGGAAAAUCCAUCCGAGACCGCGUUAAUCUUAUCAAAAAGUCGCGGGAGCGUCGACAGCAGCAGCUCUUCCAGCAGCAGCAAGGCUUCGAAGAAAAAAGAGACCCCGCUCUCACCUCCAACACCCUUUCUCAUCCAUCCUGUCCAUCCUCACUGGCGCCAGGGGCAGCUGGACAGGGAGGAGGAGGUGGAGGAGGAGGAGGAGGAGGAGGAGGAGGAGGGCAGGGGGCUGAGGAGCUGCCUGAAGUGGACCAGCAAGUCAGGCAGCAACAUAUUUUUAGUGGGACAAACCUUGGUCUGCCAGGUGAGAGCAUCGGGACCGCCAACUGUGAAUCUUAUGCAAGUGGACAGAGCCAGGCGUACUUGCAACAAGGGGAGUCCUACACAAACUCCCAGAAUAUUCUCCCAACUACGGCCUCUACUACUGGUGCAUUGGUUCAUCCUCAAAUGCUCCCAGUUGUGGAGAGUGUGAGUGUUCCAAAUGUGCCCAUCGGUCAGAGCGUUAGUAUGUCCAGCAUGCCCGGGGGCCAAAGCGGAGGGGGACCCGUUGCUCAGACUUAUCUUCAGCCCAGUACCAUGGUUCCACAGGUAUCACAAAGUGUCCCUCAACACGUGUUUCAGUCACAAACAUUCCCAUCAGAUACGUUUCAAACUGCGACCCCCCAUGGGUCAUUGGCCCCCUCACAUUCAUACAUACCUCCCGUUUCCCCACAAGCGCCCACUAAUGUUCUCACUACGUCCAUAUCAGCCAAUGAUCCUGCUGGACUAGGGGGGCCAAAUGUGCCUCUCGCUCAGCAGACCCAACCCCCUGCCACUCCCAUGCAGCUCAGUGACAUCAUUCCCCAGGCAGCCCCCCAGCAAACACAGCCUGUCAUGAUCCCUCAGCGGACUAUUGUCCAUCAACAACAGAUAGGAAUGGAUCCCCAGACCACCGGCCUUCAGCAAAUGGAGGCCCAGGCCACUCUGCCCCAACAACAAGUUAUCGCGAGUCAGCCGGCGACGGAACAUCACCCACAGAGCCUUUCAGCUACGGCUGUCCAGAACCAUCAACAUGAGCCUCAGCAGCAGAUCUACGUACCGAGGCCCGUUCCACCUGUCCACACAAGUCUUCAGCAGCAGGUAUCACCUAUACACGCAGGGAUGGAGCAGCCAUGUCGAGCCAUGUCAAUGCCAAAGGAAGGGGAGCAGUGUCAGACCUACAAACAACAACCGACCGGCGGUCCUCGUGAACAGACCAUGAUACAACCGCAAGUCCAACAACAACAGAUUCAGCAAGCUCUGUUACAACAGCAACAAGCUUUCCUGCUCGAGCAACAUCAGAAAGUACUACUUCAACAGCAGCAACAACAGGCCCAAUUACAACAACAACAACAACUGGAGCAGCAGCAAGCCCUUUUAAACAAGAAAUUCAUGGAUCAACAACAGCAGCAGGCUCUUAUACAGCAGCAACAAGAGAAGCAGCAGCAGCAGCAGCAACAGCAAGGUCUUCUACAACAACAACAACCUCAACAAGCACUUUUACAGCAUCUGUUAGAGCAGCAACAACAGCAGCCUUCUUCACAGCAAAAGCAGCAGAAUCAGUUGUAUCAACAACUUGGACAGAACCACAGUGGAAUACAAAUGGAACCAGAUAAACAACAGAAAAGUGGACAACAGCAGCAACAAAUUGUGUUACAGCAACAAGCCCAACAGUCUCAACAGCAAGCAGAACAAUUGCAUCAGCAAGUCUUGCUCCGACAAAGGGAACAACAACAGCAACAAGCACUAAUACAACAACAUCUUCAACAGCAAGCUAUUUUACAACAGCAUCAACUACAACAGAAAGCUCAGCUACAGCAGCAGCAACAUGAGCAGCAACAAGUGCAACUCAAACAGCAGAUAGAGCAGCAACAGCACGCUCUGUUGCAACAACAGUUUGAGCAACAGCGUCAGCAACAAGUGCUGUUACAACAUCAGCAAGCAGAAAGGUUACAGCAACAGGCUCUGAUACAGCAACAGAUGCAAGAGCAACAGCAACAAGCCGCCAUUGCGCUACUUCAGCAAACUGAGAAGCAAGAGCCUGUCCCUAUUCCACAAAGUAACAGUAAGCAGCAGAUUCAGCAGCAACCAACUGAUGUGCAGCACGCGAGCAUCCCAAAACUAAACGCCUCUCAGUUUGCACCUCAUACCGCUCUGACACAGCAGCAAGUAAUGGAGCAACAUCAGCAAGCAGCGUUGAUCCAGCAGCAAGCAUUUGUUGCGCCGCCGCUGCAUCACACCACCGUAAUGGAACCUCAGUUGCAGGCCAGCAUUGAGGUGAGUCCGCAGCAAACUCAAAUGCCCACACAGGCCCCAGUCCCCAUGGCUAUUCAGACGACGCACAUCCCUCUUCAGACAGCUGCUGUGGUCUCAGCUCAGGUCCUUACCCAGCAAGGACCAAGUGAGGCUCAUCCCCACAACCAGGUCCCACUCCAGUUAAUAGCCCAGUCCACAGUCCAAUCAGCUCAGGCUGUGAUUGAGGCACAAGGAUCUCCUCCUACGGCAGUGAUCCAGCAACAGACCCGCAUCAUCCAGACCCAGCAAAUUCCUCUACAGACCAGUUACCCAGGACCUGCCGCACUCACGCAGAGGCAGGUAACUGCUCAGCCGUUACCUGCCUCUGCGACUCCGCCUCCGGAACUCACAACCGGCCAGUCCCAGCCUCCACUUUGCCAGGGCCCAUCUGUGGACAUUCAAAUGAUGGGCCUGCAAAACCAAGCGCCGGUUCAGCCUCCAGCUGCCAUCACUCCAAUUCCCAGUAAGAUCCAAUAUGAAACUCUUGUUCAUGCUCAAAUGCCAGGCCCCUUGCACCCCCAGAUCCAGCAACAGACUCAAUGCCAUGCACCUAGGCAGAUGCAGGCUCAGGCUAACGCUGGCCCUUUGACCCCUCAGUUUAUCUCUCAGCCUACCCACCAAGCCAUGCAACAGGAUGCGCCUCAUUUUAUUCAACAGCAGCAGCCACAAGAGCAACUUCUGCAGUCUAAUCUGGGGAUUCUGUCUUCUGGCUCCGCCGGAAGCGUCGGAAUCACGACAGAUUGUCUGAAUUCAGCAGGAGGCCCUGUAAACUUUGUUGCCAUUCCUCAUCCUUUGUCGCAAGCUGGCCAAGCUUAUGUUCAAGGCCAAACAAUGCUCCAUCCAGUUAUUCAGGCCCAGCAGCAGCCCCCAGGAGGCACUGCUGAACCGUCAGUCAUUCAACCCGUCGCCCUGCCUCCGAUGCCGCAGUCUACUGUGCAAUACCAACAGAAGCUUUCUCAAGCGCCACAGCCACUCGCUCCACCUCCUGCACAGACCCAGUUACCGGCACAGCCCAUCCAAACCCGCAUCCAGCAGCCUCUUCCUAUAAAGCAGUCGCCGAUAGCCUUUGACGAGGGUCAGCUGCUCUCACAGUGUCCAACCGCCUUCCACCUGAUGACUAAUCGUCCUGCUCAAAUAGCGCCAGGCGCGUCUUCAUCUGUGCAGCACCAAGCCAAGCAGAUGCUGCCUGCUCACACACACUCCCAAACCAGCAUUCAGGAGCAAUCAAACUCCCAAACACAGAAACACACUCAGACACACACCGAGACACCUAUUGCUGAACAGCCUGUGCUACCCCUCGCCGUCUCUUUCGCACAACAAAUGCCCAUCAACCCGUCACAUAACUCAUGUCCCCCGACAUCCCUAGCAUUUCUCCCAUUCCCUUCAUCCCGCCAUCCCAACGCUUCUCCUGCGCCAGAGCUGCCUACUUCUCCUCCAGCGGCCCAGGUAACCUUACCCGGGCAGGCCGCCUUUAUACCCGCCUCCCCUCCACCUGUCACUGCUCUACAACCGCUUGACUCUAACGCCCCCAAACUGCCCCAAGCCUCGCUGCAAGACUGUGACCUUUCGCUGCUGGGCAUUGCUCAGGAUGGUCCGUACCUCUCAAGUACAGAAUGCCAUUCUUCAUCAGGGUCUGUUCCAGCUAAUGUAGAAGAAACAUUUCAGCUCUUAGCCAACGGGAAGUUUGAGAAAUUAAAGACUCAAAGGAGAACUUCCUGUCAGAGGUCUGAGAAAGUUUCACAUCAGUUUCAACUGACCAUGCUCGAGGUGUCAGGCAGUGGGGACAAUAUGGUGGAAUGCCAGUUGGAAACCCAUACCAACAAGAUGGUGACAUUUAAGUUUGACAUUGAAGGGGACGCACCAGAGGACAUAGCUGACUACAUGGUGGAGCAGGACUUUGUCCUUGAUGUAGAGACGGAGAAAUUUGUUGAAGAGCUUAGAGCCAUAGUUAAGCAAGCUCACGAAAUUCUUCAAACACAUUCGCAGACUGGAUCAACCGACCAGUUGCAUGUGAGCACUCCCACUAGCUCUUCAGUGGACUCAGCGACCCAUUCUUCACCAGUGGGACGCUGGCGCUUCUUCAUUAACCAGACCAUCCGACAAAGAGACUCUCUAUCAGGUCAGGGAGCCGGCACACCACCACCCUGCGUGGAGAUGAGAAUACCUGAGUCUCCUAAAGCAGAGAGAGAAAGUGAAGGAUCCCAGAGUCUGGAGUCCCCGACGGAAAUGGUCUUUAACCCCUGUCCCACCGUUUCUGCCACCUCCCCUCCAAUCUCCAUUGUCUUACCCCCUAAACCCAUGGUCCCCUCAGCCACUGCUGCCCCAAGUCCUCAAAACACUUUAUCUGAAAGCAUGUCGGCACCAGCCUCCACCCUCGAGGCCUCUGUCCCUUCCACUGCUUCAGGUGGUCUUGAACUGCCGGUCCUCCCCUCAGCUCCUGUGGACCAAAUUCACACUGUUCCCUCAUCAAUAACAAUACCCGACGCUGCUAACUGCCCCACUUUGUCCACCUUGUCCACUGCUCCUACUGUUGUGUUUCCUACACCCCCCACCAUUAUCCCUGAUGUCCUCUCUCCUCCCGGAAGCAGUAGUUGCUCCACUUUAGGUCAAAGUGUAGGGGAUACAGUAAUACCUGCUCCAAAGUCGUCAUCCUCCUUUCAUCCCACUCCUCCUGCUCCUGCAGUGACCUCUACUCAGCUGCAGCAGGAACGGGCCCUGCAACAGUCUCUCCAGCAUUUACAACCCCAGCAACCGAUGCAACCGCCAAUGCCACUUCAACAACAGAUGCCUGAGAUGCAGGUGUUUCCUCAGACAGGUCAUGCAGAGUUGUCACAACAGUCGGCGCCUCUUCAACAGUUUCUGCCACCAAUGUCCCUCCAGCAGCCCCCACAAGAUCUUUUUCAAGAGCAGACAGCGCAGCAUUCCCCGCAGAUACAACAGCCUGCGUUGCCGCAGCAGGUUCUGGCACCGCAAGCUGCCGUGGUUCCUCAGCAGCAGGCCCACAUUGAUCACCAGCAGCAGCAACAGUUACAUUUGCAACAGAAUAUACACUUACAGCAGCUCCAGCAGCAGCAGCAGCAGAUGUUGAUGGGUGCUGUGGCUUUAACCACAGAUCAAAGCCAAAUGCUGCCUCUGUCAAUUAGCCAACAGUUUCUUCAACAACAGGCACAGCUAAGUGGCAGCUCUUUAGCACAACCGCAGAUUCCACAACAAACCCCCCAGAUCGCUGCCGAGCUGCUACACCAACACGUGCAGUCACUGCAACACACCGAGCAGCAACAAGAGAUGGCCAAAGGGACGGACACGCCCCAGAAACCGCCGCAGUUUCUGCAGCAGAAGCAGUCCUCUUUACAGAUAUCUGAGUCAGAGGUGUCCACGGGAGAGACAUGUUUCACAGAUGACACCUGCAGCUACUCCACCCCCUUCCAUCCUUCCUCUGACUCCUCUGUGCCGCCUCUCCAUCUUGGCACCUCUGAAGCCCCCGUACCGACUCUCUCCCUCGCAAUGACACCAUCCCCUGCUCAGCCGUCCUCUGUGGCCGAGUCAGACAGCGAAGGCCCCCCAAAAAUUGAAUAUGUGGAUAACCGCAUUAAGACUCUGGAUGAGAAGCUGAGGAACUUGUUGUACCAGGAGUACAGCAGCGGGGCCGGCCUGUGCGCCUCGGGCCCUACAUCAGCCACCUCCACAUCAGCAGGAGGAGACGAGUCGUGUGAGCCGCAGUCGCUCCGCCACCUGUCUUUGACCCUACCUCCCUCCUCCUCCGAUACUUCCCCUCAGUCAUCCUCCUCUUCCUCCCCCACCACCUCCCGCUCCUCCUCUACCUCCCCUGACCCAGAGAGAGAUGGCGCAGGAAGGGAGGCUUCCUCAGAAUUACCCAACUUUGCGGAGAUGGAGCCUGUGGAGCAACAGCCUUGCCCAUCUCUCCCCUCCAACUCUGCCUCGUCCACCCCGCCCGCCUCUCUCCUGCCUCCCAAUCACGAUGAAUUUGGUCGGCCCCAGCGUCCACCGGUACCAGGAGAACCAACCAUUCUUGCUGUACCCCCACACUCUGACACCAGUACCACUGGAGACGCAACGUGGCCCCACAAUCAGCACCCAAUCCCCCUCCGGCAUGGACACCAGAAGCACAAUGCAGGAGGUGGAUAUUUUGGCCUAAACCUGACAUGUCCUAGUAUCAGAAAUCCUGUUAGCAAGAAAUCCUGGACUCGCAAAUUCAAAAACUGGGCAUGCAAACUGCGCCACUCCGCCAGCUUGUUCAAGAAGCCCAGAGUCCAGAAAGAAGGAAGUUCCAGCAGUCAGACUCUUAGAGAGGAGAUGGAGGCACCACCGCCAAACCCACCUCAUUCACGCCAAGGACGAUUUCAGGUGACUCCGGUGCUCCAGUCCUCUCCCCCGAAGGCUGCGCCAUCAGGCCCCGGAAGCACUCACAGGAAAGUGGGCCGCUUCUCUGUGACCCAGGCUGAGACUAAGAAGGAGCACAGGCAGCCCAACAGCUCCCCGCUGUCUCCUGAUCUGGUGAGGGAGAGGAGGAGAUCCCGGGCAAAGGACGCAGAGAAGGAGGAAAGUAAGAGGACCCCAGCGAUGGCUCACCUGCCUCGAGGUCAUGGACACAGCCACUCACCCCUGGACAGCAGCGACGAUGAUGAUGAUGAGUGUGAGCUGGAGGAUGAAGACCUGAGGAAAGAACUUCACAGGCUCAGAGAGAAGCACAUCAAAGAGGUGGUAUCCCUUCAGUCCCAGCAGAACAGUGAGCUGCAGGAGCUCUACAGACAGCUUCGUUCCCUCAAAGAUCAACGGCAGAGUCUGCCCAUCUCUCUGUCCCGCUCAACUCCUCUUCCCACGGGACCUCCUGUCCUUUCUCCCCGAAGGCCCAGGCCCGCCAAAAUCAGGCUCCGGCCGCGGCCCCACUCUCACAUGGAUAACAACGGAGUUACAUACUCUGGGAUCCAGCAGUCGAGUUUCUCUGGUGGUGAACAGAGGAUACUGCCUCUCUGUUGCAACCCAGAGCACUGCCCUUCACUGCCUGCUAAAAGAGAUCACAGUCCUCUUCAACAAAGCACAUUUACAGAUGAACUGCACAAACUCGUUGAUAAUUGGACGAAGGAAACUGUGGACCCUGCACCGCCCAAGCCUUCGCUGAAUCAAAUUAAGCAGAUUCAGCAGGUGCAGGAGUUGGGAAGCUGGAGUCAGCAGGCGGAGGUGGCUCCACCAGGUUGGUUUCCAGGGGCGCCCCUGAACCCCCAGGCAGCCCCGACCCCUGCAUGCUUGCCUGUGGCAGCCCCUCCCCAAUACACAGGUGGAGGAAGCUUGUCCACCCUGCACUCUCCGGGACCGCCACUGCAAACGCACAUGGCUCAAGUUCCGCAGCCAAGUUUACACCUCCAACAGUCUAUCCCCCUCCAGCAGCUGACCUAUCAGCAGCCCCCACUCAGCCAGCAGAUAACGCAGCCCCGGCUGCAAGCCCCCACAGAGCCCCGAUCCCUAUCACAGACACGACCCGUCACCCAACCGCCCCAUUCGCCACCUCAAGGCCAACCGCUGCUGCCUUCCCAAAUGCCCACACCUCCGGUGUCCAUGGUGGCGUCUCUGCUGCCUGGCACAGCUGCAGCUAAAGAUAGCACCGCUGCUACUGGGGGGGCAUUUUGUCCCUGUUCCGCAACCUCUUCAACCUCUUCCUCCUCUUGCUCUACUGCUGCUCUACCUUCCAGUGCCAAAAUUCACCCCAAAACUCCCAGCUCUUCUCUUUCUCUUGGACAGAAGUGAAAACCAAGAUGAGGGAGUGAGGUCAAUAGGAAGGUUCAAGAGAUGGAAAUACUGAGUGGAUCAGGGUGUAAAGGAGAUCCCUUCGGAGUGCUUGUUCUGCGUCUGCGUGAGAGAGUUGACACUGCAAUAAAUAUAUGGAUUCCAGUGUAUGUUUUGGAUGCGAUGGGGAGUGAAUGGGAGACAUGGUAGGUUAUAGUAUGUACAGACAGAGGGGUCACAUGCAACACAGCGGGUGGGUUUAUGAAUCAUGCUAUGUUUGGGUGUUGAGAUGUACAAAUUCUUAUAUGUAUGAGUGUGUGUGUGUGUGUGUGUGUGUGUGUGUGUGUGUGUGGGUGUGUUUAUGGAGUAUCCGAGUACACAUCCCUUAUGUACUUUCACGGAAAUUAACACGUUUUUGAUUUCAAACCUACUCAGUUAGACCUAAAUUCCUCAUUAGCAGACAUAUACAUUACUAAAUAUUUUAAAUGUUUCAUCGGCCAAUGCUUUCAGUCAGACUAUCAAUUUUAAAAGUGCAAUUAGUAGUGGUAACCUAAAAUGAAUCAACGUGUUGUAUGAAUUUGUCUGUCAGGUCUCAAUUAUUUUUGUAGAAGCCCAUUGAUGAGAACCAGAGAAACAUAAAACUGAAACCCUACAGCACAAGGCAUUUAAUGGGCAAUGAAAAAAAGAAUAAUGUAACAUGCUGAGUGAUGCGAUAUAAGUUGAUAUAAAUUAAUGAUAUAAUGGUAAAUUAAAAUAUGCCACAUGUGUACACUCAGCCCAAGACUGUAUGACCUUACUUGACCUGCCAGACUGCGAUCUGCUUGCACCUGCUGCAUAUUCAGGAAACUCACAUCUACUUUUUGCAGCCCACUAAGAUAAUUCAUUAUUAGUCAAUUUGCUUUAGGUUCAUUUUACAUUUUUUGCUUUCAGUAUAUGCUCUGCAUAUCCAAAUAUAUCACAGUUUCAUUCCGAGGAAGAAGAGGAGAAAGAAAAAUAAUUGUCUAGAGAGAUCACAUGAGUUGUACCCAUUUUGCCUUUUCAAAUGAUGUCAUUUUUUUAGGUGUAUAUUGCUUCUGUGUGACAAAGCCUUGUGAUGGUCAAAUAGCCAUGUUCCAUGAUAAAUUGCACCCCUUUUUCUUUCAUUCAGUGAAACCACCGUACCCAACCUAAAAUGUUUAUCCUCCAUAUGUUUCGGGCUUGUUUCCUGAAGACACACAAGUUAUCACAUGUCAGAACAUGUGUCAGCUUGAUGUCCAACAAGGUUGUCAGAUCCUCACUUGCCUUUUAGCCAACUUUUUUUGGCUAAUUGUGCUUUAUGCACACUGCAAAAGGUCUACUCAAGUCAGAAAUAACCAGUUCCCCUAUUUUUAUUUGCUGUACAUUUUAUUGGGUUAACAGUGCAAUGAGCCAAAGACACAUUUGGUCAACAACAGUCAGGCGUAGGUAAUACACUUUGCUAACGUUAAUACACGUUUUGGCUUAACACGUAGCCUGUAGUCUAAGCAGCAUUUGUGUACUAAUAGAGAGACUGUGUGUGACUGAAAACAGCAGAUUGUUCUGUUUGUUAAAGACUACUAUAUGUCAUUUAAAGACAUUUAAAUUAUAAAUGGUUAAUGAGGAGGAGUUUCUGCUAAAGGGUAAGGUUAUUUAAAAAUGACAUAAGCUAUAAUACAACAAUUAUUUUCUAAAUUUUUCAAGACAAACCUCAUUGUCACAGAGAUUUAGUUCAUUAUUAGUAAAGGUGAUACUCCGUUCUGUCAUGUCUGAUACUAACAUGUUGACUGCAAGCUACAGCUUAAUGAUCAUGAUUUAUGAUGAGGAGCUGGCCGUGUCGUUGAAGUGUUACCAAAAUGUUAUCUAAAAGAUAAAUUAUUUUUGUAUUUUGAAAAGGGGUUGUACAAAUUGUAAAAAUGUGUUCUCAUUAUUAUAAAUCUGAGGUUAUUUGAAACUAGAAAACACUGGUUUUCAUCUGUGUUUACAUGGGACUUCCCCGACUUAAUACACUUCUCUCUCCUGACAGGACAGGGUGACAUAUUAACACUUUCAGGUAAUGUUUGACCUCUUAUUCCAAUUUUGAACCGUGACAACCUAAACGAUACAAAGCAUACAUACAGAAUACUUUGUAUUAGGUUACAGGUUGAAUUUUGCAUUCACAAAUUAAUGCAACACAAAUCUGGGGGGUCCCACAGUGACAUGAAUGAGAACCAAUGAUAAAAGGACAUUUGAGCAGAGUAACUUCUGAAAUUGAAGUAUGUUGCUGGUGAAAUAGCAUCUAUAAAGUGCAACUAAUUCAAUUGUUGAUUUUAUUUAUGUUUUUUAACUAAUCAAAAUAAAUGAUUUAAAACAUCAA